AGGUACAAUUGAAAUAAUUGACUCACUAAGAUCAACUUGAAUUAGGCCCAUUUUGUCAAAAAUGCAUAUUUUCAGACCUGCUUUGUCAGGAUUUUCAUGUGCAGUGAAGAAGAUUGCUGGAUCAAAGGGGACUCAUAAUCAACUUCAUUGUUUAUACUGCACGAAUGCUGCGGCAAUACAGAGUGACAAAAUCCAUUUACGAGAUCAAGUCAUUCAUUUCCACAAGGCUGGUUCAGGAAGUCACCACAUAUUAUGUCUACCUGGGGCCCUUGGAUCAGGGAUGUCAGACUUUGAACCUCAGCUGAAAGGACUGGGUAGUGGUGGUGACUUCACUGUGAUAGCUUGGGAUCCACCUGGGUAUGGAAAGAGUCGCCCUCCAGAGAGGAAGUUUAAUGUGAAUAUCUUCCAUGAAGAUGCAUAUGUUGCUGCUGCACUCAUGCAGGCAUUGGGAGUGGAGCGAUACUCUCUUCUGGGAUGGAGUGAUGGAGGAAUCACUGCUCUCAUUCUUGCUGGGACACAUCUCUCAAAUAUCCAAAAACUGGUAGUCUGGGGAGCCAAUGCCUAUGUCACUCUCAAUGAUCUUCACCUUCUUGAAAAAGUGAGAGAUAUAGAUACCUGGAGCCCAAAAAUGAGAGCACCAAUGGAGAAUAUGUAUGGGAAGGACCACUUUCGGAGCAUGUGGAAUGGAUGGGUUGAACUCAUGGGAGAUAUCUUUGUUUCCUGCAGAGGAGACCUCUGUAAACAUGACCUUAAAGGUAUCUCAUGCCCCACAUUAGUGGUGCAUGGUAGCAAGGAUCCACUUGUACCAGAUGAACAUCCCCAAUUCAUUCAUAAGAACAUUCCAAAAUCAAGACUUCAUGUGAUGGAAGGGGCAAAGCAUAACCUUCAUCUGAGACAACCUGAAGAGUUCAAUGCCCUUGUCAAGGAAUUCCUACUAGAGGAAAAGGAAGAGGAUAUGAAGUGAAAGAAAGGGUCAUUCUUCACCCCCCCUCCCCCUCCAGUUGAUUCAGGCUUCCUUCUAACAUACAGUGGUGCAUACCAUAAAUUUUCCAAGUAAAAUAUGAGUGUAAGAAAGUUAUAUGUACAAAGAGAAUUAAAAUGUAUUACAGUGCUAUGUGGGAGCAUCAAAAGUGGCAUAAGGAUAGGCAAAUGUGUUGCUAUGCUGGACUUUGAUGCAUUUAAAGCCAUGUCUCCAUAUUGGGAGCAAUAGGAUUCUUGAUUGGCCUGCCAGGAGCCUAGGUUACAUGCUGAAAUGUUCAUGUAGGGAAGCCUGGAUAUAUUACAUAAUUGGAAGGUGUUAUCCAAUGUAAAGCAACAUCAAUAUUAAGAAGAGUGAUUCAGGAGAUUAUUUUGAGGCUUCAGGAUUGUGCUGAAACAGCAAGAGGUAAGGCUGAAAUUAGAUUAUUUUUAAUUCUCUAACUAUACUGCAGGAAUGCAAUCUUUGUGUUUGAUCCUUCCAUCCACUAUAUUGCUGUACCAUUUACAUUUUUUGUUUCCUACUUUUCAUGAACCAAAUCAAUUUGGCUUUGUUUUAUAAAAGUUUAUUAGCCAGUGACUUUUGAAUCACCCAGUAGACAUAUGGAAAGUCAAAUGCAAUAACUGUAUUCCUCAGCCAUACCUUCUUGUUAAAAUUACCCAUUGCUUUGCUGCAGAUGUAGGUAUCAUUGAAACUGAAUGGCAAACUUCAAUAUUUCAGGACAUGUUGAGUAAGUUUUUGAUAAUUGGGCUGGUCACGGGAGUGAUGUGGUCUAGUUGAGUUAUGUUUUUUUUUUUAUUCCAACAGCCAGAGAAAUAAUCCAUGUGGUUUUCCUUACAUUGCUUUUGACUCUCCCAUGCAGCAUAGCAAUGUAAUUGAAUUUCCUUGUUGUGUUUGACUUCAUUAUUUUCUCAUUAGACCAAGAAACUCAUAAAAUAUGAUAACCCUUGAAUGCGAUCUGACUUCCAUGUAUAAAGCUGUGACUUUCAGGUGUGAUGUAUUUCUGGUAUGUGACUGACCCAGUGCAAGAAAACUUUAAGUCACUGAUAAUGCUGGAAUGAUUGGUUAUGAAGUGAUCUUGGGGCCACAAAUGCCUCAUGAGAUUUUACUGUGAUUGUUUUGGCAUUCAUGGAGAACAAAAGCUUGUCUCUGUAGGAAGUUCUUUAUGCAAAUACAAACCAAUAUGAAAA
This is a messenger RNA of Darwinula stevensoni, 2166 nucleotides long. The record is from the annotation of a GenBank genome assembly. Lineage: Eukaryota; Metazoa; Arthropoda; Ostracoda; Podocopida; Darwinulidae.